Messenger RNA from Pongo pygmaeus (Bornean orangutan), 2076 nucleotides. RefSeq names its product KLF transcription factor 18 (gene KLF18). Gene Ontology annotation, molecular function: RNA polymerase II cis-regulatory region sequence-specific DNA binding; DNA-binding transcription factor activity, RNA polymerase II-specific. Lineage: Eukaryota; Metazoa; Chordata; Mammalia; Primates; Hominidae. Gene Ontology annotation, biological process: regulation of transcription by RNA polymerase II. The record is from RefSeq and is a predicted model, not a curated record. The transcript has 2 exons. The coding region runs from base 1 to 2076 and encodes 691 amino acids.
AUGGAUUCCAGUCUCCUCCAGGCAAUUGAGGAAAUUGAGAAUUUUUUCCAGCAUCUCUCUGAGCAACAUGCAGAACAGGCAGAAACCCCAGAUGCACCAGAACCACAGAACUGUAUGCCUCUGACUGCCCAUGCUGAGGAGAGCCAACAUGAGUCAACCCAGAGCAAGAUGAUGCCUCCCUUGGGGUCCACAAUGAUGACUUCUGCAUGCACUAACACCCCCGGGACAGUUCUCACCCAGGACUUAACAAUGUGCGCUCUUAAAGCCCUUGAAGACCUAAGUGAGACUUAUUCCAUGGGCCAGAAAGUGACUUCCUUUGAUGAUCAGAUAAAACACACAGCAGGUUCCCAGAUGACAGAUGUUACUGACACCCCAAAGUCAUCACCCACUGAUUGCCAGAAGACAACCAUCACUGCAAGCAACAUAACAGUCUCCAGUGAAAGUAGCCAGCUGAACACCCCAAGUAGUGACCAGACCCUCAAUGAGAAUCAGACACCAGCCCUGCAUGGAGAUCAGAUGAAGACCCUCAGUGAUAACCAGACUCUCUGUGGGGACCAGGUGACCUUCAGUAGUGACCAGACCCUCACUGAUGGUCAUACAGUGACUUCCAGUAGUGAUGAGACCCUCUCUGGGGGCCAGAUGACAACCAGUCUAGACCUCUAUGGAGGGCAAAAGAUGACUUCCAUUGAUAACCAGACCCUCUGUGGGGAGCAGAUGACGACCUCCAGUGGUCACCAGGCCCUCUGUGGGGAGCAGGUGACAACAUCCACUGGUAACCAGACUCUCUAUGGGGGGCAGAUGACGACCUCCACUGGUAACCAGGCCCUCUACGGGGAGCAGGUGACGACCUCCACUAGUAACCAGACCAUCUGUGGGGAGCAGGUGACAACCUCCAUUAGUAACCAGACCUUCUGUGGGGAGCAGGUGACGACCUCCACUGGUAACCAGAUGCUCUACGGGGGGCAGAUGACGACCUCCACUGGUAACCAGACCCUCUACUGUGGGCAGAUGACGACCUCCACUGGUAACCAGACCCUCCAUGGAGAGCAGAUGACGACCUCCACUGGUAACCAGACCCUCUACAGGGAGCAGAUGAUGACCUCCACUAGUAACCAGACCCACUGUGGAGAGCAGAUGACGACCUCCACUGGUAACCAGAACCUCUACAGGGAGCAGAUGAUGACCUCCACUAGUAACCAGACCCUCUGUGGAGAGCAGAUGACAACCUCCCCUGGUAACCAGGCCCUCUACGGGGGACAGAUGACGACCUCCACUAGUAACCAGGCCCUCUACGGGGGACAGAUGACGACCUCCACCAGUAACCAGACCCUCUACGGGGGACAGAUGACGACCUCCACCAGUAACCAGACCCUCUGUGGAGAGCAGAUGAUGACCUCCACUAGUAACCAGACCCUCUACGGGGGGCAGAUGAUGACCUCCACUGGUAACCAGACUCUCUACGGGGGACAGAAUAUGAUGACCUCCACUUUUAACCAGAACCUUUACGGGGGGCAGAAUAUGACCCCCAUUGAUAACCAGGCCGUCUAUGGAGGCCAGAUGGCAACGUAUAGUGGCAACCCAACCCUCUAUGGGGACCAGAUGCUGACUCUUCAGGUGGGCAAUAUGACAACGCUCACUGAUGACCACAGCCUUUAUGGGGGAUAUAUGAUGCCCCAUCAGUUCUUAUCAUUGCCAUACCCAGGAUUCCUAUGCUUUUCAAGUUCCCAUUUGAUUCAAGGACAACUCCCAGAAAAGCAGAAGACACAGAGCUGCCAGUUCUGGAAGAAUCCUGAGGUUUCAAGGCCCUAUGUCUGCACUUACGAGGACUGCAAGAUGUCUUAUUCAAAGGCUUGCCACCUCCGAAUACACAUGCGCAAGCACACCGGGGAGAAGCCCUAUGUAUGCGAUGUAGAGGGAUGUACGUGGAAAUUUGCCCGCUCAGAUGAGCUCAACAGACACAAGAAAAGGCACACUGGGGAAAGGCCCUACCUGUGUUCAAUAUGCAGCAAGAAUUUUGCAAGAUCUGAUCACCUAAAGCAGCAUGCAAAGGUCCACAACAUUCGCCCAGGAUUAUGA